This is a messenger RNA of Benincasa hispida (wax gourd), 4133 nucleotides long. RefSeq lists its product as uncharacterized. Lineage: Eukaryota; Viridiplantae; Streptophyta; Magnoliopsida; Cucurbitales; Cucurbitaceae. The record is from RefSeq and is a predicted model, not a curated record. Gene Ontology annotation, molecular function: calmodulin binding.
ACAAGUCAAGAAACCAUUUUCUUUUCUUUAUUCACAUUCAAAUCUGACUGCAAAUUUAUUGCUUCCCCAUAUUUUCUCAUCCACAAACUCCCAAUUUCCAAUUCAUUUUCACUUAAUCAGAUCAAAACCCACUUCAUUUUCUGCUUAAUUUUCAAUACUUUCCUUUUGAAGAUCAAAAUUCCUCACCUGCUCCUCGUUUUCUUCUGAUUCUGUUUUUCAGAUUCAAAGAGAAUGAUCGGCGUCGAUUCUCAUCAUCACUCCCAAUCAGAUGAAGAUUGUAGAAAUGAAGAUGGAAUCUCAAGCUUGGUGAAAUCAGCAGCAAGAAAAGAGAAAUCUGAGUUUAGUUUGGGUGUUAUUUCGUCGUCGUCGUCUUCUUCUUCUUCAUCAUCAUCAUCAUCAUCAAGCUCUGAUGAGUCUACUCCUAGUUCCAUUUUAGAUUCGUCCCCAAAUUUCAUGAAGACCACUACUAGCUCAGAAGCGAGAAGGAACUACGAUCAGAAAUCACUGGCAAAUCGCUCUGCUUCAAAGCCUUCGAGAACUUUGGCGAGAAUGUCGAGUUCUAGAUUCAAAAGAACAUUGAUCAGAAAAGCUUCCGAUGAGCGAGAAUUGCAAUUUCCAGUAAGUUCCGGCAAAUCUAAAUUGGAGAAUCAGAAUAAUGGGCAAAAAAUUAGGGAUGUUUCUUCAGUUUAUUCAAAAUCAAAUUCGAUGAUCUCGGGGAUAAUGUUAACUAGAAAGCCAUCACUAAAACCUGUGAGGAAGUUAGCGAAAUUGGCUGCUUCCAAAUCUAAAAAAUGUUCCAAUAUGGAAAUAUCUGAGUUACAUCCAGAAUCUUGUGUUGAAAAGGCUACUUGUUCUUCGGCCUUCAAGGGUUCUAAGUUUCCUGAUAACAUUGAGCUCCAGCCAGGAGAAGAGAAAGAAUCUGAAAAACUUGCAGUAAAGAAGAUUUGUCCUUAUAGUUAUUGUUCCCUCCAUGGUCAUUCUCAUGGAAAUGCCCUUCCAUUGAAGCGUUUCAAGUCCAUAAGGAAACGUGCUUUGAGAGCUAACAAGAACAAGAGUGAGAGUGAACCGCCUUUUCGAGCCAAACAAUCUGGAAAUAGGAAGAAAGAUAUUCGAGCAAGCAAAAUGGUCAACAGAGAAGGAUCAAUAGCUAAUGAGAUGAUGAAUACAGGCAUGUCAGUAUCCGUUGCAGAGGAAGAAUCUGAUCUUAGUGUUCUUAGGGAAAUCAAUACAGGAAAAUUAUCCAAUACGAAAGACAAAUGUAAAUUAGAUACGGGUGAAUGCAACUUGAAGGACCGUUUGGGCUCUUCUGCUUUUGGUUAUGAGCAAAUGGAACAUCAGAGGGAAGCUGAUGAAAAUCUAAAGGAAGAUUUGGCAGUGGAAAUCGAUUGUCUAUCGCGUACGAGCUCCAGCUCUAGCAUCAGCUUAAAUAUUACAGCAGAAGUGCAGGAGAUAAAUCCAAAGUACAUCAGAAUGUGGCAGUUGGUAUAUAAGAAUGUAGUGGACAGCGAAUCCGAUAAUCUUGGUAAUGAACUACCUAUUCUUCAGGUGAAGGAAACAUCAAAGGAAGUUGACAACAAAUUGCUUGUUGAUACCAACUCCAGCUCCUUUAAGCUUGUCUCCAAUGUCAAUCAGGAACGAUCAGAUGCAUCUCCUGAUGCAGCAGCCUACAGAAAACUCGAGCUCUUCAAGAACGAAGCUGUUAAGCUAGUGCAAGAAGCUUUUGAUAGAAUCCUUCUCCCAGAGAUUCAAGAACAAUCAUCUCUUCCUCGUGACGAGAAUUCAGAAGAGAAGCUGUCGGAAACGGUUCCAGCUGAAGUUAGAGGAUCAAACCUUUUACUGUCUUCUUCCAGUACUCAUUCUUCAGGAGAGGUCCUUGCACAAGAUGUCGAAGAAACGGGAGCUAAAGUUGAGAAUGCAAUAUCUAUGGAGAAAAAGAAAACAAUGCCAAUUGAGAAUAGGAACCAAUCAGUACCUAAGAGAUGGAGUAACUUGAAAAAGCUAAUCCUUCUCAAGAGAUUUGUCAAGGCUUUGGAGAAGGUGAAAAAGAUUAACCCACAGAAGCCACGUUAUCUACCUCUCAAGCUUGACUCAGAAGGAGAGAAGGUUCAUCUUCAACGUCAAACGACUGAAGAAAGGAAAAACAGUGAGGAAUGGAUGCUUGAUUAUGCAUUACAACAGGUUAUCUCAAAAUUACAACCAGCUCAGAAGAAGAGAGUUUCUCUGCUUGUAGAAGCUUUUGAAACAGUUCUUCCAGUGCCUGGAGUUGAGGCUCACAUCAAGACCAAAGUAGCUUCUGAUGGAACCGAUAGAGAAAGUGAACUUCAAAACAAUGCUAAUAAUUCCUUUCUUGGGAAUAUUUUGAACAUGAAGAAUAUUGUCAAAGUGUCUGCAGGCCAAGCAAACAAUGUUACCAAGAUAGAAAACUGGAAUUCGAUGAUGCUCUCUAAUAAAAAUGAAGCGAACUUAGAACAUCUUGAGAAACCAGAACAAGAUCAAGCUGUUCAUGCAGUAGAAAAAGAGGUCACUGUAAAAGGAUCCUAUCCCGAGUCGGUCGAUAUAUGCUUGCCAGAGGUCAAAGAUGCCAUCUUAGACAGUGAGACCUCCAAGAAGCCAAAAGAUUCUAGCUAUCAAGAAGUUUCAGUGAAUGGAAAACUUCUAAAGAUUUCUAAAGAGGUAAUUUCACGUUUAAACACUGAACUACUUCAUAAUGAAAAUUCGGAGCCUGAUAAAAAACUAUCCAAAAAUGUUAGUUCGGUCAGUGUAACUGGUGAAGUAUCGGAUACAUUCAAAAGCCUUUCUUCAGAAGAAUAUAAGACAUCAGCAGCAGCUAGAAGCCUCACUUCCAAAGAACACGAGAAAUCAAUUGAAGUCGAUAAUUUUGGAAGUUCCACCUCAGCCUAUGAACUACUGGAAAAAACAAGGGCGGCUAUAUUCGAUAGAAGUCGAACAGCUCAUUCAGAACCCAGUUCCGCACAAGCAAGAUAUGUUCCUCCAGAGCAAAUCAAUACUGCUUCUGGCGUUGGUGAAGCAAAUGAAACACGGUUCGAGGGAAAGCAAAAUGCAAGCAUGUGGUUCUUGAUAUACAAGCACAUGGCUUCAAGCAUUGAUGCUGAAGAUUCUUCGAAGCCUCUGGUCAGUGAGGAGUCUGGCAAAGAUGAAAAGGAACUUUCUUCAAGAAAACAAAAUAUGGAAAUGGAAAACAGGUUUGUGAAUGAUCCAGAUGUGGAACUCCAAUGCAUUGAAGCCGUAAAGCUUGUAAAUGAAGCAAUUGACGAAAUUCCUCUUCCAGAAACACCUAACGAUGGAUCAUGCUCCGCCAACUUGAUUAGAGACCAAGCAUUAUUCCUAGAAGAGAAACGAGAUGCCUCUGAGAUAACAGACGGGAAAGGAGAAUUAUGUAAUACUACUGAUUCUAAUAUUGAAGAAGGAUCGGCGAAGUCUGUCGAUUUAAAUAGCCAGGAGGAUGAAAAAGAGCCAAAGUUGGGAAGCAAACACAAUCAGCAAGUUCUAAAGAAUUGGAGCAAUCUGAAAAAAGUGAUUCUUUUGAAGAGAUUUGUCAAAGCAAUAGAGAAAGUAAAGAAAUUCAACCCAAGAAAACCAAAUUUUUUGCCUUUGGUGCAAGAUGCAGAAUCAGAAAAAGUUCAACUGAGGCAUCAAGACACAGAAGAUAGAAAGAAUGCAGAGGAAUGGAUGCUUGAUUACGCACUUCAGCAGGCUGUGGCCAAACUGACUCCUGCUCGUAAGCGAAAAGUCGAGUUGCUCGUACAAGCUUUCGAGACGGUUAAUCCAACAAUCAGUAAGUGACAAUAACCUUAGGAUCAAUUCUGCAUUGCACUCAUUUGCACAUUUUUUUAUGCUGCAUCUUGUAAGACCAAAGAUCUUCUCGAUCUUUUUUCCUUUUAGUUCUUUUAUUGUAUAUUAUUUUUUUUCUUUUUGGUCUGCUGGAGAAAAGAGUUACUUCCAUGAUUUCUUGUGAUUUUCAAACGUUUGAAGUGUUGGAUUGUGAAUAUGAAGGGUAGCGUAAAUGCUUGUAGAUGCACAAGCUGAGUUGUCUGUUUCACUGUCUUGAUCAUUCUUUGCUUGUUGUAAAAGCUUAAAAAUUAUUAAGGAAAAAGAGCAAUAUUUUACUUUGA